Pedinophyceae sp. YPF-701 is the source of this 432-nucleotide messenger RNA. The record is from the annotation of a GenBank genome assembly. NCBI's taxonomy places the organism in Eukaryota, Viridiplantae, Chlorophyta, Pedinophyceae.
AUGCUGCAGUACCUCGCGGCGGGCGCCAUGGUGACGUGCCUGGUGUUCGACUUCAUCGCCAUGGGCGGCCUGGCCAAGCAGACGCGGCAGUGCAUCGACAACAGCGGCGGGCGCGACGCGUGCGGCGACAUCUACGGCAUCAACUGGGCCAUCACGACCCUCAUCGCCGUGUACGGCGUGCUCAUCGUCCUCAUGUGCCUCAUGAACAAGAUUCGCGGCAUGUACUCGAAGAGCUUCAUCUGCGGCUCCCUCGCGAUGUUCUUCUACUGGGUGGUGCUCUUCGCGGACGCCGAGAUCGUCAUUGGCAACACCGAGAAGAAGCAGGACGGCGCCGUGGCGUCGGGGUACGUGGCGCUGAGCAUCGGCAUCCCUGCCGUGAUGGCGCUCGUGUCGCUCGCGCCGGAGCAGCGUUCGGAGGAGUACCAGAGCUAA